ACAAAGUGCGAAGCCGACGGAAAAGUGCAAGCGGUGUCCGCUCGUAUCAAACUGUAUUAAAAUAACAUUUUGUGUGACGUUAUUUUACAAUUAAUAUUGUUACAGCCAGUUUUUUUUAUCAACUAUAACUCGUUAUCCCUGAACAACACCUCAUAGAAAAAAAAGGUUCCAGUAUGGCCGCCGUUAGCUGUAUUGUUUGCAAUAACACGCUUGAGAAGCGACCCGAUAGUAUGUUGUUCCCGUUCCCGGAAGCGGAUUCAGAACUAUAUCAAAUCUAUCUAGCGUUAUGCGGUCUAGACGAAACUGUCUUCUCAACGGAAAGUCAGUUACAUAUUUGUUCGCUACACUUUGCCUCCGAUUGUUUUCGGAUUUUACCUGGUGGCAAAGGAUCGACCUUGAAAGAAGGUUCGGUGCCCAGCCUAAACCUGUCACGUAUUGAAAUCGAAGCCCUUAACGAGGACUUCGAGAUGCUGGACGAAUAUGCACCCAUUCACCGUUCUGCAAUGGAAGUCGAAGAGCCAGCAUCAUUGAGUUCGGAACCGAUGGUGGUGGUCCCUAAACAGGAGCCUAUGGAUCCUGAAGAAAUAGAAUUCAACGAAACGGAAGUCAAAACAGAAGCUCCGGAUGUGGAUGAGGGCUUACCGGAUCCGUUCGACAAUAUUGAGUCUGAACAAACUCCAGAAGAUGGAAAAUAUUGUCUUCUCUGUGGAGACACGGAAGAAAAAAAUCCAGACUGCCGGUUGUAUCUGUUUCCGCGUAGAAUUCCAAAAAUUUACCGCAAAUGGAUGUUGGCUGCUGGGUUGGAUGAGGAAGAAUACAAAUCCCAUGAAAUCUACAGCUGCCAGAAACAUUUCCCGGAAAAUGGAUUUUUCGCUGAUGGAAAAUUCGUUCAGAGCUGGGCCACACCGAAGCUGAAUAUCGACCCUACAAGAAAACUGACCAGACCAAAUAGAUCAGGAAAUCAACCGGAGUUUCUAUAUAUUGAUCCACCGGCAACGGCCGGACCUUCAACUUCGACACACACGGGGCCACAAAUAGUGAUCAAGACGAAUCCACAGAACAGAAAGAAUGCUGAAGCGCUUAACAUAGAUCCGGAUAGCUAUGCAAAAACCUUCGCAAAGGUGGUCAGCGAACUGGUACCAAGAACAAUAAACUUUAAUGGGGAAGUUCGUCCAGUAACCGGCACCAUUGUUUUCCAAUCAAAUCUUUUUUAAAUUAACGGAUUCACCUGACUAUAUGUAUUACGUCAAUGUUCUCUAUAAUAAACGUAUUCAACAAGAAUUGAAA
Uranotaenia lowii is the source of this 1287-nucleotide messenger RNA. RefSeq lists its product as uncharacterized. The coding region runs from base 174 to 1214 and encodes 346 amino acids. The record is from RefSeq and is a predicted model, not a curated record. NCBI's taxonomy places the organism in Eukaryota, Metazoa, Arthropoda, Insecta, Diptera, Culicidae. The transcript is spliced from 2 exons.